Molecule: messenger RNA, 645 nt
Organism: Knipowitschia caucasica
Lineage: Eukaryota; Metazoa; Chordata; Actinopteri; Gobiiformes; Gobiidae
Source: the annotation of a GenBank genome assembly
AUGGCUGAUGGGGAUUACGACUAUCUCAUCAAACUUCUAGCACUUGGAGAUUCUGGGGUUGGAAAAACCAGCUUUCUCUACAGAUACACGGACGGCAAUUUUCACACCAACUUUACUACUACAGUAGGGAUUGACUUCAGAGAAAAAAGAGUGAUAUACGCAGGAACAGAUGCAGACGGAAUUACUGAAAGAAACUUUCGAGUUCACCUUCAGCUUUGGGAUACAGCAGGUCAGGAAAGAUUUCGCAGCCUGACUACUGCAUUUUUUCGAGACGCAAUGGGAUUUUUGUUGAUGUUUGAUUUGACUAAUCAGCAAAGCUUUCUCAAUGUCAGAAACUGGAUGAGUCAGCUUCAGGCCAAUGCAUACUGUGACAGUCCUGACAUAGUGUUAGUGGGAACCAAGGCUGACCUCUGUGACAUGAGAAAUGUUCAUACCAGACAGGCUCGAGAGCUGGCAGACAGAUACAGUGUUCCCUACUUUGAAACAAGUGCGAUGACUGGAACGGAUGUGGAUAAAGCUGUAACCACGCUUUUGGGCUUGGUAAUGAAGAGAAUGGAGCAGAGCUGUGGACAUGCUUCUGAGCCGAAUGGCAGCCCUGCAUCGAGCCACGAGAUGGAAGCUGUAGUCACAAGGAAAUGCUGCUAA